GGAUAUAUUAAAACAGGGGUGUCAAACUGGCGGCCCUCCAGCUGUUGCGAAACUACAAGUCCCAUCAUGGCUCUGCCUUUGUGAGUCAUGCUUGUAACUGUCAGUCUUGCAAUGCCUCAUGGGACUUGUAGAUCUAAAGCAGGGGUGUCAAACUGGCAGCCCUCCAGCUGUUGCAAAACUACAAGUCCCAUCAUGCCUCUGCCUUUGGGAGUCAUGCUUGUAACGGUGGUCUUGAGCCUCAUGGGACUUGUAGAUCUAAAGCAGGGGUGUCAAACUGGCAGCCCUCCAGCUGUUGCAAAACUACAAGUCCCAUCAUGCCUCUGCCUUUGGGAG
Messenger RNA from Staurois parvus, 333 nucleotides. The record is from the annotation of a GenBank genome assembly. NCBI's taxonomy places the organism in Eukaryota, Metazoa, Chordata, Amphibia, Anura, Ranidae.